AGUUAUGUCAAAAUGAGAGUCUUUCUUUCAAACAUAAAAUCUGCGAGCGUAUUCACUUUUAUAUUUUCACUUGCUGGCUGCAAACAGAAAUGGCCCUGAACAUAGAACUCCAUGAUCUAGAUCAGUCGGUAAAAGACAAUAAAUCGUACAAGUCCCUGGUGCUGCAGAAUGGUCUGCGUGCGUUGAUCAUAUCGGAUCCCAAUCUGGAGCCCGGCGGUGAGGCCUACAGCUACAAGACGGCUGCCCUGGCCUUGACGGUGGACUGUGGCUCAUUCAAAGAUCCGCCCAAAUAUCGCGGCCUGGCCCGCGUCCUGGAGCAUCUGCUGCGCACGGACGAGAUAUUUACGCCGCAUGUGCAGAAAUGUGGCGGCGAGAGCAACAUCCGCACCGAUUGCGAGGAGACAAUGUUCUACUUUGAGGUGCCCGAGACGCACCUGACCUCGUGUCUGUUGCACCUGACGGCGCUGCUGCUCAAACAGGACACGCUGGAGCGUGAGCGGCUGCCCAAUAUAGAGGAUCUGCAGCGCAAUGUCGAGGACUACAAAAUGCAGAGGAAUAAACUGCUGGCCAGCCUCGCCAGCGACGACUAUCCGCACGGGCUGUACGAUUGGGAGAACUUGGCAGAGCUCAAGGAGGAGGAUCCCGAGGAUGCAUUCGCCACGAUGAUCCAGAAGCUGCGACGCGACAAUUAUGUGGCCAAUCAGAUGCACGUUUGCCUGCAGGCCCGCCUGCCCCUCGACGAACUGGAGCAGAUGAUCUACCGCCACUUUGCCGUGAUACCGUGCAACGACAACGAGUCGACAGAUCUCACUCAGAGCUUCGAUUAUCGCAGCGCCUUUCGUGCGCAGUUCCACGAGCAUGUGUUCUAUGUGAACUCCACGGACGACAAAUGCCUGCUGGAGCUCACCUGGCUGCUGCCCAGUGUCUGGCAGUAUUAUCACAGCAAGCCGGAGCGAUUCGUGGCCUUUCUGCUCAGCCAGGAGGGGGCUGGCAGCCUGUGUGUGUACCUGCAGCGUCGCCGCUGGUCGGUCCAUCUGGUGGCGGGCAUCGACGAUAAUGGCUUCGAUCUAAAUUCCAUCUAUUCGCUGUUCAAAAUAUCCAUCCAACUCACCGCCGAGGGCUGCAAGCACAUCGAUGAGGUGCUGGCCGCCACCUUUGCCUACAUAAAGCUGAUCGCUGCCACGGAGCCGCAGGUGCUGCGGCAAUUGUAUGACAAACAGCAGACAAUUGAGGAAACCAAAUUCCAUUUCCAGGUCAAUCUUGCGGCGGUGCAUAAUGUGCAGGAUCUGGUGCUGAAUAGCAAACAUUAUCCGGUGAAGGAUGUGCUGACAGCCGGGAAGCUCUACUACGAAUACGACCAGCAGCAGCUGUCCGAAAUGAUUGGAUUUCUGAACAAAAUGGACUUCAAUCUGGUGAUUAUCAGGUCGGGGGAUACUGCGUCCGAGGACAGCACGCCCAUGCCCGGCAAAUGGCAGCAGUUGUGGCGGGAAUCGAAGCCCAUUGAGGAGCUGUGUCUGCCCGAACCCAAUCGCUUUGUGGCCGAGGAUUUUACUAUCUUUUGGCUGGAGCAGGGCCAACCGGAGCUACCGUCGCGCCCCACGAAGUUGAUACAAACGAGAGUCUGUGAGCUGUGGCACCGACUGGAUGACACAUUCGCUCAGCCCAAGGCCACCAUGUCGUUCUAUUUUAUAUCCCCGCUGCAGCGUCAGAGUGCCCGGAAAGAGGCCAUGUGCUCGUUGUACGUCAACUUGGUGGAGGGGCAGCUGGUCGAGCAGAUUUAUCCGGCGGCCAUUGCGGGUCUGCGCUAUGCCUUCACCGUCGGCGAAAAGGGUCUCGUCCUCAAGGUGCGUGGUUACAACGAGAAGCUCCAUUUGGUGGUGGAGGCCAUUGCCCAGGCGAUGGUGAAUGUUGGCGACACCGUCGAGGACUGGAUGCACACAGACUAUCGUGACAAUUUGCGUGAGUUUCAUUUCUAUGAACUGGUCAAGUCGCGGCUGCUUUGCAGGGACAUUCGCCAGUGUGUGCUCAAGGAGUCUCGUUGGCUGUGCAUCGACAAGUACAAGAGCAUCAAUGGCAUCAGUUUGGAUGACUUCAAGGCAUUUGCACGAAAGUUCCGCGAGGAGCUGUACAUUCAGGCCCUCAUCGAGGGCAACUACACGGCGGAGUCGGCCACCGAUGUGAUGAAUGACGUGAUCAGGCGCCUACAGUGCCGUCCCAUUCGAGAGCCCCGCUUUCUGGAGGAUCGGGUGAAGGAACUGCCACUGGGCAGCCACUGCAUCCGCUGUAGGGCCCUCAACGAGUGCGAUCCCAAUACGGUGAUCAUGAACUACUAUCAGAUCGGGCCGAAUACGAUGCGCAUCCAGAGCCUGCUCGACCUGAUGAUGAUCUUUCUGCAGAAUCCCAUCUACAAUUAUCUGUGCGCCCAGGAGAAGCUCUGCCACUAUGUGUUUCCCAAGGUGCGCCUCUAUUACGGCAUUAUUGGCUACUCGAUAACCGCCUCGUCGAAGCAUACGUUAAAGGAGGCCAGUGGUCUGGAGCAAGCCAUGGAUAAGUUCCGCCUCAAGAUGCUGCAGAUACUCAAGAAAAUGUGCAACGAAGAGUUCCUGCGCACCAAGGAGAAGGUCAUUGCGGCGAAGCUUGCCCCGGACGAGGACCUGACCAUCGCAUCGGAUCGCCAUUGGGAGGAGAUUGUCAAUGGCGACUAUCUGUUCGAUCGCAAUCAACAACUGGCCGAUGCCCUGCGCAAUCUAACCAAAAACGAAAUGUUCAGCUUCCUGAUGCACACCGACGCUGCCAAUUUGCGCAAACUUUCGAUUCAGGUGAUUGGAUACUCGCCGACCGAAUGGGCCAGCGGCUAUUCAUCGGAUAAAACCAAUUGCAGCAGCGAUGCCUUCUUCGAGACCACUCAGACGCCAAGUUCUGCUUCAGAGGAUGCAUUGGGCUAUAGGGAUGUGGAUGAGGAAGAAAGUCUGUACGAGGACUUGGGCAAUCGAGUGAGCCUUGUGUUCCUGCCCAGAGACGGCGGCACUAUGAACACCAUUGUGGAUAUUGAUGACUUCAAGACGAGCCUCGAUUCAUACCCACGCCGCAAGUUGUUGCCUGAGAACCAAGAGAAUCAACGUACCGCGCGCUUGGAGCUGGCGCUUAGACGCUCCGCCGCACGAUUUCAACCCAAUUAGUUAAAUUUCAGUUUUUACCAAUUCAGUUCAAAUGAAAUGUUAAAUAUAAAAACAAAGACAAUCUUCCACCUCUACAGAAAACAUACAAAAAUAACAUAGUACCUGAACGAAACAAAUUUGUGAUCCAGAAUAAAAUGAAACAUUAUUAGGCACUGCAUAAAUGGUAGGCAACCAACAAAUGUACGUAGGUAAAUACUGUACAUUACUAAACCUAAACAUAAUAAUAGAGACUUACAUUAUAUUUUGUUACCUGUGCAGUUGAUAGCCCUGGC
This is a messenger RNA of Drosophila obscura, 3451 nucleotides long. Its product is annotated as nardilysin-like. NCBI's taxonomy places the organism in Eukaryota, Metazoa, Arthropoda, Insecta, Diptera, Drosophilidae. The coding region runs from base 90 to 3179 and encodes 1029 amino acids. Gene Ontology annotation, molecular function: metal ion binding. The record is from RefSeq and is a predicted model, not a curated record. The transcript has 4 exons.